AUGGCGGUGAGUUUUUCAGUUAAUUUGAGUGAAGAAGACAUUGCCGUUGCGUCUUUAGAGGGAAGAAACUCAGCAGAGCUCCACAACGAUGGCCUGAGGUUUUGCUUAAAAUGCCGGGGAGACAAGUGCAAAGGGCUGAAAACAAAGGCUCAGCUGUUAAAACGGUAAGUUUAAAUGUACCGAGCAAUUGCCACAUAAUUAGCAGUACUUCUUAACUUCUUCUGUUGAGCGAGUGAAGAAUAGUGUGCUUUCGAUAUACGAAAACUGAUUUUUCUCCGGGGUCGAUGAAUAUAUAAAAUCUGGUUCAAAAGACGCGAUAGUCGAUCGAGAUCCGGAAUUAAUCUACACGAAAAGAGAAAAAUUGCUAGAGAACAAAAAAACAGCAGCAAAGAAGAGACUGUUGCAAGAACCUCGAACGCCAGCUCUACCACUGUUUCCCAGCUUUAA
This is a messenger RNA of Pocillopora meandrina, 447 nucleotides long. Lineage: Eukaryota; Metazoa; Cnidaria; Anthozoa; Scleractinia; Pocilloporidae. The record is from the annotation of a GenBank genome assembly.